This is a messenger RNA of Microtus oregoni (creeping vole), 5003 nucleotides long. RefSeq names its product alpha-protein kinase 2-like. Gene Ontology annotation, biological process: protein phosphorylation. The transcript is spliced from 9 exons. The record is from RefSeq and is a predicted model, not a curated record. Bases 13 to 4488 code for a protein of 1491 amino acids. Gene Ontology annotation, molecular function: protein serine/threonine kinase activity; ATP binding. Lineage: Eukaryota; Metazoa; Chordata; Mammalia; Rodentia; Cricetidae.
UGUUAUGAUACCAUGGAUCUUCCCGUUGGAGCACCAGCGGAUAAAUAUUUGCCUGAAGACAUUUGCCCUGGGGACUUGGAACGGACAGAAGGGCAAAGCAAAGAAUGUGAUUUAUGUUCUACUGACAAGGCACUGGCUGUUCUUCAGACGCAAGGUUCUGAGUCUCCCCAGUCUAUGUAUGAGAACAGCAAGAAUGGAAAGCCAGCCGAGUCCCCACUCUCUAACAGUGCCUUCACCUGGGACACACGGCCAGCCGAGUCCCCACUCUCUAACAGUGCCUUCACCUGGGACACACGGCCAGCCGAGUCCCCACUCUCUAACAGUGCCUUCACCUGGGACACACGGCCAGCCGAGUCCCCACUCUCUAACAGUGCCUUCACCUGGGACACACGGCCAGCCGAGUCCCCACUCUCUAACAGUGCCUUCACCUGGGACACACGGCCAGCCGAGUCCCCACUCUCUAACAGUGCCUUCACCUGGGACACACGGCAGGAGGCCAGCGCAGCCGAGUCCCCACUCUCUAACAGUGCCUUCACCUGGGACACACGGCCAGCCGAGUCCCCACUCUCUAACAGUGCCUUCACCUGGGACACACGGCCAGCCGAGUCCCCACUCUCUAACAGUGCCUUCACCUGGGACACACGGCCAGCCGAGUCCCCACUCUCUAACAGUGCCUUCACCUGGGACACACGGCCAGCCGAGUCCCCACUCUCUAACAGUGCCUUCACCUGGGACACACGGCCAGCCGAGUCCCCACUCUCUAACAGUGCCUUCACCUGGGACACACAGCAGGAGGCCAGCGGAGAUGCUGUGGGGGAAACACCAUCUGACCUGGGGACUUCUCCCUCCAUCUUCUCUUCCACAGAACUCUACGACUUCGGGGGGCUUGGUGAGACACAGCCCCUUGGUGAGAACGGCUCCUUUGCGGAUGUUAGCGAAGGAGGCUGUAAAAGCGCCAAUCUCGGUGUUCCAGGUGCCAUAGACACGCUUCCUGAUUACAGUUCAGUCGGGGGAUGCCCAAGAGAGCCAUCAGCAGAAUCAGCUGCUAGUGUUGAUUGCCAUCAGGUGACCAGGGAGACCGAGGAGGACACAUUAGCUGAUGCCACCAGCAUCCACACCAUCAGUUGUCACACCGUUUCAGCUCUUGAGGACAGCAACCUUGUUGAUGGUGAUGACCAGGCCUCAUGUGAGGCACGAGAGGCAAAUAAUUUUGAAUCUCUUUCCAACAUACAGCCAGGCCGUUCUUUAAGCAGCUCUACUAGUGAGAUGACCAGGGAGAUGUUUAUCGUAGCACCCAGUAUUCCAGGAGCUUGUGGCCACUUCUUACUGCCGGAGAGGCAGGAUCUGUGGAGUGCUCCCUUUCAAACUGAUAACCAGCCUGGGUAUAAGAGCCAGCUAGUGGAGGGAGACCAUGGCGGAAGCCUUGAAGAGGACUUUCAGGAAAAGGGAAGUGAAAGAAAACAGUGCACAUCCUACCAGCGUUCUCUUUCUGCAAAUGAUUUCCAAGAAAAUCUGCCCCCGAUACCUGGCACGCAACAGGAGGUCAAAGCGGAACCCUUCGAGCACCCCCUAGCAGAUUCCGGGGAAGAAAUUGGGCAGAGCACUGACCCGAGGACCAGUGUCUCAGUGGCAGCUGAGAACACUAUGGAAGAUGAUAAGCAACUUCCAUCACAUGAACUAAGCAAUGCUCCAUCUCUCCCUGACAUCCUCCUUGAAGAAAAAGAAGAUGUAGGACUAGGAAGUUGGGCUGCGGUCAGCAAAGUGAAGAUCAUAACGCUGGAAGCUCCUGAUUUUGAAACCUGGCAACCAGAACAAGCCUUGCAUUAUGGGUCCAAGGAGGCAGAAGUUGGUCUCACUGCCCCUAAUAGGGGCUGGGCUCUGUCUGACAUCCUAAGAGCAGGUGCUAACAGGGAUGCCUGGGCAGGCGAGGCACCAGCCAGAUGCGCGUAUUACAGCAGUCUGUCUUCCCAGUGUCUGGACCAACCCAGACUCCUGGAGUCGUCCGUAGACCCUGUUGAGGAAGCGGGGUUGGAAGUCACAUUCUCUCCACUAGAGGCUUCCAAAAGUGGGGAGACAGAAAGUGUUGAAACCAGGAAUGAAGACCAGGAAGGAAAUGAGAGGAAGAUACGCGGCCCUGCCUUCUUUCGACAGUUUGUGAACGUUCCUAGCAUCCUGGAGUCCUCUGUGGAUCCCAUUGAUGGUAGACGUGGGAUGGAGUGUGUCUGGUCUGAGAAGCCAGAGCCCUCCGACUCCAACACAGAAGGGAAUGAAUCCACCGACAGAUACACAUGUCAGAGGGCAGACAUCCAACCCGCCACCCUGCAGGUUCCCCAUCCCCAGAACAGUGGGGAAAUCAUUCCAAAUGAAAGCACAAUCAACCAAAAUCACAUAGACAGAGAGAAGGCAGAUGCCAAACAAAGUCAGGCUGACAAGGCAAAAGCAGAGGCCCAGGCUGCCCUUUGUCAAGCCCAAUGUCCUGGUGAAGAAAGACAAAGAAUUCCAAGCGUAUGCAACAUGAGCCAAGAUGGCAGUGACCGAGGCCUAGGAGAGGCUGGGCAGGUGACAAAGGACAAGGCCGAAUUAAUUUCCCCCAUGCCAUCUCUUUCUAGUUGUCUCAGAGGAGCGACUCCUGCAUCUGUUGAGGUUGAGACCAAUGACACCACAAGCCACAUUCACGGUGAGUCUGUGCCCAGAAACCACCAAGAUGUACUUCCUACGUGGAAGGAAAAAGGAGCCAUGGAGAGUGAGUGUGGGAAACCUGUGGCCUCUUCAAGUGAUCUCACACACACACCAUGUACUUCAUCUCUCAAAGGAAACGUCACACGCUUGUCAAUAAGCCAUGGCGUUGAGGAACUGAAAUCGGAGGAGAUUCAGAUUGUGGAAACCAAACCUCUAACCUCAUCCCACUCCCCAGCAAAGACCUUGGCUUUCGUUUCAGGAGACUGUGAGUCAGAGAAAGCCCCUGAAGGCUUAUUACUUAAGGACCUGUGUCAAAAGGGCUCCGCCCAGGCUAGCAGGAAAAAGUCCAGAGAGGAACAGCAGAAGCAUGUGGUGGCCCACACCAGCAAGGCACCUGGGGCCCGAUCAGCAACGGCUGGGCCAGAGGAGGACAAGAAAAAGCAAGAGGCCUCAGGGAGUGGACAUUUGGCUGCAGGGGUAAAGAAGAAAAUUCUCUCCAGGGUGGCAGCCCUGAGACUCAGAUUGGAGGAGAGGGAAAAUAUGAGAAAGAACUCCAUUCUGAAGAAAACGCCCAAGUUUGAAAAGUCCCUGUCCCACACUGAUGAGAAAAAAGACUCCCAAAAGGCCCCUUGCAAAGCGGAAGGCAAAGCCCCAGUGCUGCUGAAGAAGAUCCAGGCUGAGAUGGCUCCCGACCGCUCUGGGAAUGUGAAGCUGAGCUGCCAGUUUGCAGAGAUCCACGAAGAUUCGACCAUCUGCUGGACGAAAGAUUCGCAGUCAAUAGCACAGGUCAAGAGAAGCGCAGGGGACAACUCCAGUGUUUCCUUGGCCAUCGUCCAAGCUGGUCAGAAGGACCAGGGCCUCUAUUACUGCUGCCUCAAGAACAGUUAUGGAAAAGUCACUGCUGAGUUUAACCUCACAGCAGAAGUUCUCAAACAGCUUUCCAGUCGCACAGAAUAUAGAGGAUGCGAAGAGAUAGAAUUCAGCCAGCUCAUCUUCAAAGAGGACGUCUUCAAUGACAGCUACUUCGGGGACCAUCUGCGUGGCCAGAUCUCCACGGAGGAGCUUCACUUCGGGGAAGGGGUGCACCGCAAAGCUUUCCGUAGCACGGUGAUGCAGGGCCUCAUGCCGGUCUUCCAGCCCGGCCACGCAUGUGUGCUCAAGGUGCACAACGCUGUUGCCCAUGGGACCAGAAACAACGAUGAACUUGUGCAGAGGAACUACAAACUCGCUGCUCAGGAAUGCUACGUUCAGAAUACUGCCAGAUACUACGCCAAGAUCUAUGCCGCUGAAGCUCAGCCUCUGGAAGGCUUCGGAGAGGUGCCAGAGAUCAUCCCUAUUUUCCUCAUCCAUCGGCCAGAGAACAACAUCCCUUAUGCCACAGUGGAAGAGGAGCUGAUUGGAGAAUUCGUGAAGUAUUCCAUCCGCGACGGGAAGGAAAUCAACUUCCUCCGAAGGGACUCGGAGGCUGGUCAGAAGUGCUGCACCUUCCAGCAUUGGGUGUACCAGAAGACCAGCGGCUGUCUCCUGGUCACAGACAUGCAGGGUGUGGGGAUGAAGCUAACUGACGUCGGCAUAGCAACACUAGCUAAAGGGUACAAGGGAUUCAAGGGCAACUGCUCUAUGACCUUCAUCGAUCAGUUCAAAGCACUGCACCAGUGUAACAAGUACUGUAAGAUGCUGGGGCUGAAAUCCCUCCAAAACAACAGCCAGAAGCCGAAGAAAACAAGCAUCGGGAGAGGCAGAGCGCAGACAAACCCGGCAUCCGUGAAGACGCCGGAGCCUGGGACGCCCACAGAAAAGAAAGCCUAGCUAGCGUCUCUCAUCCCUUAGGAACCAGUGACCACCUGCCGGCAGCACACAGGCUUGCAUGUGGACACCUGCAGACACACGGGACAAGAGCCUGCAGCCUGCAGAGCAUGUCCCGGUCCUCCCCAGCCCACUACCACUUGCCGUCUGCCAAACUGACUUUGGAAUGGAUCUCUGUGCUGGGAGACCCGUCAGUUCUGUUGUCAGCCUCAAAGACAGUCCGCUUUUUGUGUAUGCAGCUGGUGUCUCUCCCCAUCUCACGUCGUGGGUCUACUUGCGUGUUGCACGUGGUUUGUUGUCAAGAGUGCCAUGCUGCCUGGCAACUGUCCACCGUCAAAAUCCUUCCCACCUUGUCUUCUCACCUCAGGAUUUCUGGACGUUUCUGAAAUCAUGAAUGUCAGAUGUCACCUAUGCUAGCUAGCUAUUGUUGCUGGAGGCGGCUUCCCAAGUGUGAGAGCAUCUCCAAGCACAAUUCACACAGCCUGGCACAGUGUUCUGUUUCAAUAAAUUCAUAUUUA